AUGGCCACCAAAGAUCUAUACAACGAGCGUGAGGGAACAAAGGGGAAGCACAAGGACCAACCCCCCUCUGCUGCCAACCUGAGCCAGCCUGGCCGUCCGGGUGAGCAAAUCCAGGGGAAAAGAGUGAGAAUGCACAGGGACAAAGGAGGGGAGAGAGGGGAGCUGUCUGCGGCCCGAGAAGAGGGACGGACCAGGGAUAUGACUGAUUACAGCGGGGGCCACAGGUCAAGGCCAAUGCCCAGGCGAAGGAGGCAGAACGGGGGAUAUGAGGCGCCCACAGAGGGAUAG
Molecule: messenger RNA, 288 nt
Organism: Knipowitschia caucasica
Lineage: Eukaryota; Metazoa; Chordata; Actinopteri; Gobiiformes; Gobiidae
Source: the annotation of a GenBank genome assembly